Episyrphus balteatus (marmalade hoverfly) is the source of this 1881-nucleotide messenger RNA. Its product is annotated as myrosinase 1-like. The record is from RefSeq and is a predicted model, not a curated record. Bases 71 to 1576 code for a protein of 501 amino acids. Gene Ontology annotation, biological process: carbohydrate metabolic process. Lineage: Eukaryota; Metazoa; Arthropoda; Insecta; Diptera; Syrphidae. Gene Ontology annotation, molecular function: beta-glucosidase activity. The transcript has 8 exons.
AACUUAAAACAAAUGAUGGGGUGAGUAUAAAUAUUAAGUCAGUGGAAUUUUUUUAAAUCAAAUCAAAAAAAUGUGUUCAAUAGUAAUAAUCUUAGUAGUAAUUGCAGUCCUCGGACAUUUUCAAAGUGUAACUGGGGCUGAAAAUUGUACAAUUCAUGCAAAAGGAAAUUCGAAAUUUCCUGAUAAUUUUAGUUUUGGUGUGGCAACGUCGGCUUAUCAAAUAGAAGGAGCUUGGAAUGCUGAUGGAAAGGGGCCAUCAAUUUGGGAUGAAUAUACACACAAACAUCCAGAUAGAAUUAAGGAUAAAUCAAAUGGUGACAUAGCAGCUGAAUCGUAUCAUCAUUUUGAUUUGGAUUUGAAGGCAUUGAAGGACUUAAAGGUGGAUCACUAUCGCUUUUCCAUCGCAUGGACAAGAAUCUUUCCAAAUGGUUGUGUUUCAUCAAGAAAUCAAAAAGGAAUUGAUUACUACAACAGUGUGAUAAAUAAACUUCUCGAAAAUGGUAUUGAACCAAUGGUUACCAUGUAUCAUUGGGAUUUACCAGCUGAAUUACAAAAAUUCGGUGGUUUUACAAAUUCUUUGAUAGUAGAACAAUUUCUCAUGUAUGCUGAUGAAUUAUUUGAAAGUUUUGGUGAUAGGGUAAAAACUUGGAUAACAUUCAAUGAACCAAAUCAAGUUUGUAAAUUUGGUUAUGGAACUGGAAGUGUUGCUCCAAUGGUUGAAUUGCCUGGAGUAGGUGAUUAUCUUUGUUAUACCAAUUUGUUAAAAGCACAUGGCGCCACCUAUCGUCUAUAUCGUUCGAAAUUCUUUGAAAAGCAACAAGGAAAAAUUGGAAUAACACUUGAUUCUAUUUAUGGUGUUUCAAAAACAAAUAAUAAUGUUGAUGUGGAUCGGGCAAUGCAAUACACUUUGGGACUUCUUGCACACCCAAUUUUUAGUAAAUCAGGUGGAUUUCCUCCACUUUUAGUGAAAGAUGUGCAAAAAAAUAGUUUUGCUGAAGGAAGGAAAAAAUCACGUUUGCCAAAUCUUGAUGAAUAUUGGAAAGCGCUUAUUCGAGGUUCAGCUGAUUUUUUGGGUAUUAAUUACUACACGUCUAAAUAUGUCAAACGAUCCACCGAUUUAAUGGGAGAAAGUCCAUCGAUGGCAAGAGAUUACAAUGUGGAAGAAACUUUUGAUCCCAAGUGGUUAGUGGCAAAAUCAGAAUGGUUACAUUGUUAUCCAGAAGGAUUGGAAGGUCUUUUGAAAUUUAUUCGUGAUGAAUAUGAUAAUGUGGAAGUAAAGAUUACAGAAAAUGGAUGGUCUGAUGAAGGAGAGUUAGUGGAUGAAAAUCGUGUUCUUUACUUCAAGAGCCACAUUCAAGCAGUUUUGAAUGCAAUCCACGAUGGUAGCAAUAUCAGUUCAUAUUCAGCUUGGAGUUUAGUUGAUAAUUUUGAAUGGAAUAAAGGCUAUACUGAAAAAUUUGGACUUUAUUCAGUAAAUAUGAAAAGUCACAAGAAGGAACGUAUACCGAAGAAAUCAGCUCAUUAUUAUAGAAAAGUUAUUGAAACAAGAACAAUUCCAAAUGAAGAUUUUGUUUAAGAAAUUUUUUGAAUAUGAUGAUAUUUAAUUAUUAUAUUAAAAAUAAGAAGAAGAUUGUACCUUAUUACUUUUUAAGUGAUUUUUUUAAAGUAUUUGCGACAAUGUCUGUGAUUUCAAAACAAAAAAAUUCAAGACUUUGAAAUUCCAAUAGAUUAAUUCUUUUUAAGAAAAUUUAUUUACUUUAGAUAUGUUUGUAUUUAAGGAUAUGUAAUGAAAUUGUAAACUAUUGUUAAAAUUUUCAUAUUUGUUAACAUAAUUUUAAGAAUUCAUUUUUGAAAAUAAAAAUUAAUAUUUACUUACGAGAA